CUUCGUGUUAAGAGGUUGUUUUAUCCUGUUUCUCGAUCAUGGAUUUAUUAAAGACAAAGUUCAUUUGACUAUCCGACUCCGUUGUACACCUUCGAGCACCUUUGCCAGGCAAUCUCUGACUGAAGAAAAUAAAAACCCGCAGAGAUCUUCCCUUUGAGUAUGCGGGCUCGCUGUGGCGAUGGCUUUGGACAAUGCCACACUCAACUCGCUGUUCUGAAUUUGGGUUAAUUACUAUCGCCCCAUGGACCUCUCAGACACCAAUGGACUUUGCUGGAGGGAAUGGAUCCUCCAGUGUCUGGAGACCGUCCAGCCCCGAUCCAGAACCACCUGGGGCCACUGAUGAUUCAGGCCCGCCAGUUGGCGCUCCUAAACAUGGCCGUGCCUCCGAAGUUCUCGGCUCCUGUCCUCACCCCAGAAUCAUCUCCAGAUAUUUCACCUUCAUCUCCGCUGGUCCCAUCCAGCCCUCCUUCAUCUCCUAAUUCCCCAAAGUUAACCAGCCUUGCACCACCAAAGCAUCCUCCAGUGUCCACUCAUUCUAAGUGCCCUCCAGAGCCAGCUCCUCGUAAGUGCCCUCCAGAGACUGCUCCUCCAAGCAUUCCCCCAGGAUUCCUAGUUUUCCCCAAGAAAGUUUUUUGGGGGAGUGGGGCCAUGUACCAGAGGAUCCGCCAUGGCAACCAGAACUGCCUGCUCUGCCAUGGCUCCUGGAGCUCCCUGAUCCCGACCAACCCACCUCCCCCAAACCCCGCCUCAGUGUAACAGUUAUGUCAUGUUUGUUCUGCAUUUCCUUUGUUGCGUGAUUAGCUAAUUAGUUUCCACCUGUGUUCAUUUAUCUUAUUAGUCCAUCGUUUGUUUUUUUUAUAAAUAGCCCUGCUUUUCCUCAGUUUGUUUGUCCUGUCUCCCUCGUUAAGAGGUUUUCUCCUGGUUCUCUCUCCUGGAUUUAUUAAAACACCCACUCUGUUCAUCUGAAUACCCACCUCUGUCAUACUCCUUCGACCUCCUUCGCCAAGAGACCCCUGACACAUUGUUGUGCUUUUAAUUAUUGUUGUUACUUAAUAAUUUUAUGCAACUCUUGAAAAUGUA
Carassius gibelio (silver crucian carp) is the source of this 1080-nucleotide messenger RNA. RefSeq lists its product as uncharacterized. The coding region runs from base 280 to 756 and encodes 158 amino acids. The record is from RefSeq and is a predicted model, not a curated record. Lineage: Eukaryota; Metazoa; Chordata; Actinopteri; Cypriniformes; Cyprinidae. The transcript has 2 exons.